Messenger RNA from Alternaria triticimaculans, 876 nucleotides. RefSeq lists its product as uncharacterized. The record is from RefSeq and is a predicted model, not a curated record. NCBI's taxonomy places the organism in Eukaryota, Fungi, Ascomycota, Dothideomycetes, Pleosporales, Pleosporaceae. The transcript is spliced from 2 exons. Bases 1 to 876 code for a protein of 291 amino acids.
AUGCAGCCACCCUUCACACCAUCCAUCACUUCUCCCCCAUACAUUUCAGCAACAAUUCUCAUCUCCAACCAUCCCACGUGCUACAAUGAGCUCGUUGACUGGAUCGAAUGCUUCGGAAAGGACGUCCCAGUCCUUAGCCCCUCGCCGAACGCCCGUUACCGAACAGUCGAGGCAUCUGGAAAAACGACCAAAGAUGCCAAAGCACCAGGCACCCUAGAAGUCACCCCAGUCGAUCCUCUAAUAGCGCAAGCCGAUGCCAUCCUCAACGAACUCCAGCGGACGGAACUUGGAACCAGGUCGAUGAUCUCAACCUUACCUCAGCUCGGUCAGAACUCUGAAGGCGAUAUCAGCAACACCAUCUUCCUGUAUGUCAUCGCGCCGAUCAUCGAGGUCUUGAAUCAAAAGUACGGAGACACCUUCGAUUACACGACCGAGCUGAGCCCUAGCAUCGAAAAGGAGGAUCAGGUGAACGACAAGGCGCAAAAGGGUGUGCGUUUUGACGCCGUCUUCUUCAAGCGCCAAGGCGGGGGGGUGAUCGCACUACUCGAGUUCAAGAGAAAGGAGUACCUAGUGUACAGGAAUUUUGAGGGGGCGCUGGUUGAAGAGAAAGGCUCGAGCCCAGAUGGACUUCUCAGACGCAACGGCGACGUAUUCACCAAACAAAUCUCAGCCUACGCAGUCAAAAGCGGGUGCAAAUACGUCGCCCUCUUUAACUGGGACGAUUUGCUGCUGUUUGACUUCUUCCAGCUCGAGAAAAAGAGUAACAUUGAGAGGUUUAUUGGGAAGAAGGCGAGGCUUACCUGUGUGGUAGAGAGGGAGGAAUUGCGAGGGAAGCACAUAAAACGGCACUUGAUCAGGAAAGCCCUGUUGGGUUGA